UUUUGAUUCAGCUCGUGAUUUUUUUUGGCGUUCAGUGAAGGGUCUCACUGGAGGAACAACAAAACAAAACUCAGAAAAAAACGAUAGAAUUUAAACGAUUUCUUAAGGACAAGUGAUACUACAUUCCCACAAAUAACUGCCAAAAAUUCUAUAGUGCUGCACAAUUUCCAGAUCCCAUCCUAAAGGCUAGAGCUAGAGUUAUGGUAAGAUGUGCACAAAAGAUAACAAUGGGGAUUCCGAUUCAUUAAUCAAUUAUAUCGAUUUCAUACAGGGUGAUAACCAGAUAUGCGACAUAAGCAACGAAGUUCUGACGGAAUUGAAGAAGUUCAGAUUCAGCAAGAGCAAAAAUAAUGCCGCUUUGAUAUUGAAAGUCGACCGGGAGAAGCAAUCAGUGGUACUGGAUGAGUUUAUCGACGAUAUCUCAGUAGACGAACUGCAGGACACAUUGCCAGGACACCAGCCCCGAUAUGUCAUCUAUACGUAUAAGAUGGUGCAUGACGAUCAGCGCAUUUCGUACCCAAUGUGCUUUAUAUUCUACACACCAAGGGAUAGUCAGAUCGAAUUGCAGAUGAUGUAUGCCUGCACAAAAAGCGCCCUUCAGCGCGAAGUAGAUCUCACACGCGUCUACGAAAUACGCGAACUAGACGAACUCACCGAGGAGUGGCUAAGAGCCAAGCUCAAGUAGAGAGGUUUCGAUCUCUGGGAUCAAUCAAUCCGGGCCGUUGUCAAAAGCAAUAUUUUAUAGUUCUCUGAUUGAUUUUUGAGCUUUUUAUAUACAUAUUCAAACUGGAUCAAGCCGAUACCAACGAUGCAUACCA
Messenger RNA from Drosophila erecta, 818 nucleotides. RefSeq names its product glia maturation factor beta (gene GMF). Gene Ontology annotation, cellular component: actin cortical patch. The transcript has 4 exons. Bases 209 to 685 code for a protein of 158 amino acids. Lineage: Eukaryota; Metazoa; Arthropoda; Insecta; Diptera; Drosophilidae. Gene Ontology annotation, biological process: negative regulation of Arp2/3 complex-mediated actin nucleation; actin filament debranching. The record is from RefSeq and is a predicted model, not a curated record. Gene Ontology annotation, molecular function: actin binding; Arp2/3 complex binding.